UUUGUUUCAUUUCAUUUGCUGAUUUAGUUACACAAUCUGUGCCUAUAAAUUCUUCAAAAUGUUCUACAUUAUCAAGGUGGUUUGUGCGACUGAUACCAGUACUUGUAAUAAUAUCAUUAGUAGCAGUAUACAUGGCAUGGGCCUUUAAUCCUACAGUAAAUUCACCAAUUGAUGAAUAUGCAUUAAAACUACGUGAAAAGUACAACAAAACUCUAACGAGGUAUAAAGAUCCAGAUAUUAAUAAAUACCCAGCUGCUGGUCCAACAGCUCCUGCUGUUCCUUUUAUACCUCCAAAAUUAAUCAGAUUGAAAAACCACCAGGAGAAAGCAGAUGCAGAAUUUUUACAUAGCAUUGAUAAGGAAAUACUGAAACAUGAUAAUUUUGAAAAAAUAAAAAUUGGUGAUCUUUUGAAGCCACUAAGAGAUAAACCAUUAAAAUUUGUAUUAAUUGAAGGAGAGCCUGGCAUAGGAAAGAGCACAUUAGUUAAAGAGUUAGCACUACGAUGGGCUAAAAGAACAGAUAAAUUAUUAAACAACUUCAAAAUUUUAUUUUUCAUUCCAUUGCGCCUUGAAAUCUAUCAAAAAGCUGAAAGCAUUGAAGACCUUAUUGAUGUUGAAUGUAUUAAUAUAAUUUCUUUGAUCAAGAGAGCAAGAGGAGCAGGAGUUCUUUGGAUAUUAGAUGGUUUUGAUGAGCUUCCGCAUCAUUUGAGAAAGAGUUCAACUUCAAUAUUCAUUAAACUUAUAAAAGGAGACAUUCUUCCCAAGUCAACAGUGAUAGUUACAAGCAGACAUGCUGCUACUGAUCCCUUGCUUAUCUUUUUAGAAGAUGAUUCAAAACAUAUUGCUCUGAGAGGGUUUGGGUCAACUGAAAUCUUAAAAUAUGCUUCUAAAUAUUUUAAAAAUCAAGUAGUACUUUUUGAGUUUCAAUCUCAUUAUAGUGGCAGUACUGUGAUUGAGAAUAUGCUGUACAAUCCAAUGAACUGCUUCAUAAUGUGUAAAAUAUUCACUGAUUUUAUACAUACUAAAAAUAAUAACAAGUACCCAAUAACAAUGACAGCAAUUUAUAAUUACUAUGUUCGUGCAUUACUCAAGCGACACCUCAUUGAUGCUCAAGUAAUUGAUAUAAACUAUGAAAUGCCUCCACAUUUAAUACGUGAAAUUGAUUUUAAUAUUUCUAAAUUAAAUGACACUUGGGAAGAUUUUUAUUAUCUUUCUCGAGUAGCUUAUAAAGGUGUAAUAAAGCAGGAAUAUGUUUUUGGAAAGGAGCUUCAUAAUGUUUCAAAACUGAGUAUGAUGGACACCAUCAUUAGCUUCACUGGGUUUGAUAAAGAUGAGUCCAGCAGUUUCAUACACACUACACUACAAGAUUAUUUUGCAGCAAUUUAUCUUGUCAAUAAUCCUGGCUCCAUGUUUACUGAAACUGACAUGAACCAAAACUCAAAUCUUGAGGAUGUUCUUAUUUUUUAUGUUGGAUUAUCAAAGCAUAUUGACAGAAAAAUAGGCACACUGGAUAUGCUAAGAACUAAUGUUUUCCAUGGUUCAUAUAAUCUAAUAUAUUUAGGAAUAAGUAGUUUACUGCUCAGAUGUAUAUAUGAGAAUGAUUUACUUUUACACAAUCAAGACUAUAAUUUAGACUUUGGUCAUACAUGGAGCAUUGCAAAUGUACCUAUGAAUAAUUUUGAUUACUUCAUUGCUGGUUAUAUUGCUGCUACUCACAAUAUUACACUCAGAAUUAAUGUAUCACAUGCAACUCAAUUAACAGCAUUCAAAAAAGGACUUCAAUUCCAGCAAAAUUCUGUCAAUGGAAAAAUUAAUAUUAGGCUGCACUAUCUAGAUUUUUCUAGAGCAGAUCCUGUGGCUGAAGUUGACCUACCAAGUGAUGCAGUAAUAGGAUUAAAUUUAAUGCUUGAUCUAGAUGUAUAUUCAAUUUGUCAAAUUAUUUCAAAGUUUCCAUUAUUGGAAGAGCUUCUUAUUAAAAUUGAUGAUAAAUUUGACUGUCAUUCAACAAUAUUAGAGCAUCCUUUAAUGAAACUCAAAGAACUGGAAAGGUUGGCAAUCGUAAUCAUGACUUACAAUUAUAAAAGCAUUUUAGAAAUACUCAAACAAUUUGUUGUUCCUGAACGACCUCUUAAAAUUUAG
Amphimedon queenslandica is the source of this 2138-nucleotide messenger RNA. RefSeq names its product NACHT, LRR and PYD domains-containing protein 3-like. The record is from RefSeq and is a predicted model, not a curated record. The coding region runs from base 132 to 2138 and encodes 668 amino acids. The transcript has a single exon. NCBI's taxonomy places the organism in Eukaryota, Metazoa, Porifera, Demospongiae, Haplosclerida, Niphatidae.